Messenger RNA from Cimex lectularius (bed bug), 849 nucleotides. It is a transcript of the gene edl, whose product is annotated as ets DNA-binding protein pokkuri. The transcript has 3 exons. The record is from RefSeq and is a predicted model, not a curated record. Lineage: Eukaryota; Metazoa; Arthropoda; Insecta; Hemiptera; Cimicidae. Bases 236 to 577 code for a protein of 113 amino acids. Gene Ontology annotation, molecular function: sequence-specific DNA binding.
GCAUAGUGCAUACCGUUCCCAUUCGGGCUUCAGCCCUCGUCCGAUCAUCGUCUCGAAUUUGUUCCGAAAUCGUUUCGAAUCGUAUUUCCGAGCCGGAGAGAGGGUAGAACGACGUGGGGACGAGUCCAGUCAUCGAUCUUCGCCUGCGCUUCACGUACUGCAAACCUCCUGUUGCACCGUCGCAAUCGUGAGUUUUACCUCUUUCUCAUUUGGGAUUUUGCAACUUCUCCUUCUAAUGAUGGGUCUCCCAGGUGACACUAUGCAGACCGAGCUUCUCUCGAGCCCAAAUUAUUACAACCAUUGGAUUUCCACCGGGGCAAAUGAACCAAAUAUUCCACAAGAUCCGCGAUACUGGACGAGACACGAUGUUGUUACCUGGUUGCAGUACAUGGCUGAAAUGCACCAUCUUCCGAAUGUCGCGACUGAUCGGUUCAUCAUGAAUGGUAAGGCCCUCUGCCUCAUGACGGUUUCGAUGUUUCUCGACAGAGUUCCGCUUGGGGGGAAACUCCUUUACAAAGACUUCCAGUUACGACUCGCACGGGCCAUGUAUUCGAAUGAGUCUUAUCCUAACUGUUGAGAGAAUUGCAGAAACCUUCAUUAAGCUUUGGGACUUUUCAGCUUUGUACAUACUUUUUCAUUUCAAGGCAUUCUACCAAAGGAAAAAUGAAAAAUCUCUCAGCUAAAUUUUAAAUGCAAAACUUGUUGAAAUCAUUUAAAAACUGCACUAGUCAUUUAAGUAUUGUUGAUACUUUAGUUAUGAAUUAAAAAUAAGGAUGUUCCUAAUUAAAAAUUAUCAUUAUAAACAUUUGAUUAAUAAUUAAUUUUUUAAUGUUUGUGUGUGUGUGAAUU